This is a messenger RNA of Sclerotinia trifoliorum, 817 nucleotides long. The record is from the annotation of a GenBank genome assembly. Lineage: Eukaryota; Fungi; Ascomycota; Leotiomycetes; Helotiales; Sclerotiniaceae.
UCAGGAAUCGAUGACUUUCUUGGUAUUGGUGAGUUGGAUACGUGUUUAAAUCGUGUAUGGCUUCAAGUUUGAUCGGUGAGUAAGAGAGGAACAAUGGUAUACAGAGGUUAAGUGAAAGUUUGAUAAGUAUUUCAAUUUCCCAGCAUGUUUCUUGUUCUGAAUAUUAGUGGGUUACUUAUAUAUAUGUUGGAAAUUAGUAGUGUCUUGAACACUUUGGUCGGGAUUUACUUUACCAUGACUCAGACUGUGGAGAAGCCCAUGUAAUAAGUAUCCCCCUCUUUUCACAUCAAAACAGCUAACAUGGAAUAGAAAGCAAGGUUCGGCUGCAUGCCACCAUCACCAACAACAUCACCAUGAAGAUACGAAUACAUCCGUGACCAGUAGAUCGACUCCACCAAGCGAUCAAUCUCAGGCUUUGAAGAAGUGAACAAAGCAUCCCCUACUUUUACAUCAGAAACUGAUAUAUAAUAGGAAGAAGAAUUCCUCUGCUCGUCAUCGCCACCAUUGCCAAUAUCGCCAUGGGUAUUCAUCUACAUCCACAUCUAUCUCUACCUCAGCUACCAGCAGGUCAACCAUACCAAGUGAUCAAUCCUCAAAUCUCGGAACAUUAUUUGAUAAAGUGUCACAAGACCAGCUAUUAGCAGGUAUUGGAAGCUGGACGGAAGGUUAUGACAACACUUAUGGCAAAGACUACCCACAAGAAGUGGAUUUGAACAACAAUGACAAGCAGGAGGAGAAGGAGAAUUAGUGAAGGUUCGGUAUGAUAGAACGUUGCGAAUGAUGGAAUGUUAGGUCAUGCCUGGUCCUAGCAUGAUAC